Molecule: messenger RNA, 873 nt
Organism: Thamnophis elegans (Western terrestrial garter snake)
Lineage: Eukaryota; Metazoa; Chordata; Lepidosauria; Squamata; Natricidae
Product: germinal-center associated nuclear protein-like
Exons: 6
Coding region: 1-834 (277 amino acids)
Source: RefSeq, a predicted model, not a curated record
AUGUCACCAACCAGUUCUCCCAAGGUGGAUGACCGGAUGUACGAGUACAUGCCAGCUGCAGACCUGCACUUUGAAAUGAUGAAGAGCCAGGUGGAGUGCCCUGAGCUCCAGCCAAUUGAUGUUGUGAUGCAUCCAGCAGUGCUUCCCAGCCGAAGAGGCUUGCAUCCAUGGUGCAAUUCAAAGAGCCAAUUGUUACCUAUAAAGCCGUACAUGGCAGUUGGCCUGGUUACUUGUGGGACUGCCUGUCUCCCAUGCUACCCAGAGUCUUUGGGAAUUGGAUGGCAUACACAGUUUAAUAGUAAUAAUAAUAAUAGCAGCAACAACAGCCAUGUUUUCCUGUCUUCUAGGUCUAAAUUAAAGACUACUGGAAAACUGUAUUCCCCUUUAUUAUCUCCAACUGAACAUUGUGUCAGCAAAGAAAUUAAAAAGAACGAGGAACUCAAUAUUUCUGGUAGAGAUCUCACACUGGCAGUUUCAGAAGUAGAUCUUCUGCCAGAAUGCCUGUCUGCUAAGCUACAGCUGGAGAAAGUAGAGAGCAAGAGAUUUGAUGAACAACUGCAGCAGUUAUUAGUUGAAGAUUCUGAGACACUUCAGGACACCUUGCCUCUGCCUCUUUAUCUUCCUGAAUCUCUAGUAUCUAUGCCCCAGAUUAUUCAGCCAUUCACCAGAAUUCCAAAAUCAAGAAGUCCAGAGGUUGGGACAGAAAGGAGAGACAUAGAUUCCUCUUUAUUUGGCAGACUGACAUUGCUGAAACAACUGAUUAAAGUUAAUAAAGAAGAAGAAACAGCUUGUGAAUUCCACAUGUCUGCUUUGCUAGACAUGGUAGAUGCUUGAUCAGCAUUUCCUUAAACUAGAACAAGAGAGCUGACGAUG